Messenger RNA from Brassica napus (rape), 2118 nucleotides. Its product is annotated as GDSL esterase/lipase At5g45920. Gene Ontology annotation, molecular function: hydrolase activity, acting on ester bonds. Lineage: Eukaryota; Viridiplantae; Streptophyta; Magnoliopsida; Brassicales; Brassicaceae. The record is from RefSeq and is a predicted model, not a curated record. The transcript is spliced from 5 exons. The coding region runs from base 134 to 853 and encodes 239 amino acids.
AGCGAAACCACUAUACACUGUUCCGUUUAGAUUCUCUCGGGAAAAUAGAGACUACUAGAGUGGGUUUUCUUUUGGAAACUUUAGAGAGCGAGAGAGAGAGAGUGAAAGUUCGAAGAGGAAGAAAAUUCAAAAGAUGAGGCCUAAGGUCGUUCUUUUUGGCGACUCCAUCACUGAAGAAUCAUUUGGCGACGGUGGCUGGGGAGCUUCUCUCGCCGAUCUUCUCCGGCGCAAGGCUGAUAUGGUGUUACGAGGAUACAGUGGAUAUAACACGAGAUGGGCAUUAAAAGUGAUGGAGAGAGUUUUUCCGGCAGCGGGAGACGGCGGAGCAUAUCCAUCGGCAGUGACUGUAUUUUUUGGAGCCAACGAUGCGUGUCUGCCGGAGAGAUGCUCGGGGUUUCAGCAUGUGCCACUUCUCGAAUAUAAACAGAAUCUUCGCUUAAUUGUUUCGUUUCUCAAGAAUCGUUGGCCACGAACGGUCAUUAUUCUCAUAACUCCACCACCAAUCGACGAAGAGGCUCGGCUCCGAUAUCCUUAUAUCGAAAACACGAUAGGCUUGCCAGAAAGAACAAACGAAGCAGCAGGAACAUACGCAAAAGCGUGUGUAGCCGUAGCUAAUGAAUGCCAAAUUCCAGCCAUCGAUCUUUGGUCCAAGAUGCAGCAAAUUCCGAACUGGCAAACUGAAUGUCUAUGGGACGGUUUACAUUUGAGUCGGGUCGGGAACAAAGUGGUGUUUGAAGAAGUUACAAAUACGCUUAAAGGAGAAGGUAUUGGAGCUGAGGACUUAGUUGUGGAUCUUCCCCUCAUUGAAGACGUUGACCCAAAGAAACCUCUCACAGCCUUUGAUGAGUUAUGAUGCUUUUCAUAAUCAUAAUGUAUCGUUAAUCCUUCGAUUGAAUAAUGCGCUAUUGUUCACACACAAAAUCUGCUCUAAUUGAACUGAACUAUAUUUAAGUUUUGCUUAAGUUUGAUAUUGGGGGUCACAUACGUAAACUAUCAUAUCUAAAUCUCUAUAAUAGUAGUAGUUUUCCAACUACACAUUUAUGCAUGUCCAACGACUACGGUUCGAUAGAUAAAUGUCGUCGUGAAUAUGAAAAAUCACCGAAACUACAAUAUUUAGUUAAACCCUUGACCUAUCAACAGUCAAGAUCACAACGCAGUCGUUACAAGUUCUGGGCCAAAGACAUCGCCAAUAUUGGGCCUAAAAGAAACCAAGCCCACGCCAGCUGCACAUUCCUGUCGCCUUUCUCCAAUGGCUCCCAAAACAGAGGAUAAGAACAGAGCUGCGUCUGACUGCACGGUUAAAUCAAAAGAGACGUCCAACGUCACGCUGGCAAACAGCUUUGCGGUACAAGAUCCAGAUUAUGCAGUGUAGUGACGACACCUGUGCACGUUCAUAUGAGGAGCUAGGGUUUAGACUUUAGUAUGAAUAAGAAGCUUUAGCCAUUGUAAUACUUGAGCGAAAAUGAAAUAACAAAAGACAUUUCUCGACUUCAUCUUCCCAAGUUUAUUUUGCUUUUUAAAAACGAGAGUGGAUAAUGUGAACAAUGAUAGCAAAUACACAUACAACUCAAUAAAGAAAAUUGUUUUAAAAAACUAAAUAAAGAAUUGAUUUUUGGGCAGCAUGAUCAAUUUUGUUAAUCUAUCUAUGGCGAAUGACGAUAAAGACACUACAAGUCAUAUUUACUAAAUCUUUUUUUUUUUUUUAACUGGCUUUCAUAUUGAAAUAAAGAAAAAAAAUACAGAGAUUACAAAGAAGAAACAAAAGAAAAAAAAAAUACAACUUGAAACUAAAAGGAAAACAUGACAACACAAUCCGAAUAUAUUCAACCCGAGAUGGGGAUAACAGUGGCUCACAAGUAAGAAGCAAGUAAAAUAGGUACGACAUACAAUGGCAGCUUUUAGAUGGUUUGACUACACAGGCAAGUAGCGUUAGCAAACUCCGGGUCUUACAUCCUAUUCACCAACCAAUUGCUGUUAAUCCAAAGAGGAGCCGGAGCAUCCUGACUUGCUUCCAAACAAGUACUACCACUGACAAUUAAGCGCAGGGAAGGUGAGGAGCAACAAACCUGUACGCACGCAACACCAAACGCCGAAAGAACGGGAUGAAAAGGAGGCAGC